AUGUUUUCAAACCUGCAGAUUAGGCCUGCACGAUCUCAUCGUCGCAAACCAAGUUUGACUCAUCGUGCGGGAGUUUCCAAACGCCGUGUGUCUACCGUUUCGGCUGCGACUGUCAACAACGUCCCUUCUUUGAGCUUGAUGAAGGAUUUGUUUGGUGAUGAAUUCCCAGAAGCAUUCGCAACAAGCAGCGGCCUUGGACGAGCGAGCAGGAAAACUAUACUGGAUCUUCCCGCUGCGCUGUUGUCCCUGACGUGUGAUCACCUCUCGAAACUGGACAUCAAGAGACUCCGGCUGACGAGCCAAUAUCUGGCGAAAAACGUGGAUCUACGAAUCGAUCGAGUGUACAUCUCACCUAACCGCGCUAAUCUGGCCUGUUUGGAAUGGAUCUUAAAGCAUCCACGACAUAGCAACAGCGUUCGAGAAAUUGUGUGGGAUGAUGCACAGCUCGAAGAGUACCCUACCUUGGAAAGUUUUCGCCGAGCAAUAGAUGCUGAUGAUUUGCAAUGGACAAGGAAGCUCGAGGAUCGCUUGGAGGCGUCCACUCGAGACCGCACAGACGGCGACUACUAUCCCCUGGAACGAGAUGACUUCUUCCAUCAAGAUGGACGAUUAAGCGAUCCAGCAAAGAAUAUUUUACUACGAUACGAUGACAGGUUUUCUCGUGCCGUCCUGGCUCGAAAUGCGAUGAUGAUGAGUGUAGAAGACAGCUAUGCUUUGUAUAGUAGGUUAUAUCACGAAGAGCAGGAUCUCAUGAAACAGGGAGUGGACGUCGCCGCUCUCGAGCAGGCUUUGCGCAGUUUUCCAUACCUGAAGAGGGUCACUCUAACAAGCGAGGUAUGGCGGCCAUGGCACUUUGUACCUCGCUACGAUACGCCGUUCAGUCGAUCUUUGCCCAUAGGUUUUCGGAAACCUACUGUAUGGCCAUGGUGUGGUCGCCGUCCAAGUCAACCGGGAGCAGAGUUGGAAAGCCGUACAGGGAUGUUGACAGUACCCAUCAAUGGAUCUCUACCAGGUGAUUGGCGAGGCUACACAAUCGUUACUUCUGCUUUGCUCUCACAAGGGAAUGGGGUCGAGGAAUUCUUAAUUGAUUCUGGCAGUGAACCUGCUGGAAUUAGUCACCAGAUCUUCAGACAUCCCAACCAGGAACUUGAUCGGACCAUACAGCUGUUUCGCACAGCUCCACUCCGGCGACUUCAGAUUGUGCUCUAUGACAAGGUAGAGUUUGAUGACACUGGCCUAAUGCAUAAUUACUUGAACCGCGCUCUUAGUGAGCUGUCGCAUCUCACGCAUCUGGACCUGAAAAACAGUGGCGGUAACAUGUCCUGCUUGUUUCCAGACAAGAUUCUGCCGCCUACAUUACUGGCUCAACUUAAGAUAUUUGCGCUUCGAGGAUACAUGGUCGCACACCCCAGUUUACUCAGCUCCUUGCAGCAGAUGGUCAACGCGCAGCAAAUCACUUUCGAGGACAUACUGCUAUCUUACAACCAACCCACAGCGCCAAGCCAACACGAGCGGCUUUCAAACACACAAGAGCUGUUCCAAGAACUACGAGUCUACUAUACCCAACAAGAAUACAAUACGACCAUCGGUCGACCAGUCUAUACUUGGAUCCAGCAGUGCGGCUACACACAGUACUUUUUCCAUCGAUGCCGCAUGGUGCAGGAAGAGCUCAACGACUAUCUCUACAGCGGAUGGGAUUGCCCGUUUCACAUGCAUGAGAUCAAGGAGAAUGUGGGGUGGGUAGUUGAUGGACGAGACCCCGAGUAUAAGAGGCGAGCAGCAGAAGUCAUGCAUUUGCAGAAGUCGGAAGAUGACACGAUGGGAUCUGAUGAUUGGCUCCCGGAGUUCCACUCGAGUUGA
Messenger RNA from Plenodomus lingam JN3, 1860 nucleotides. RefSeq lists its product as uncharacterized. Lineage: Eukaryota; Fungi; Ascomycota; Dothideomycetes; Pleosporales; Leptosphaeriaceae. The record is from RefSeq and is a predicted model, not a curated record.